Rhodamnia argentea is the source of this 1142-nucleotide messenger RNA. Its product is annotated as zinc finger protein GIS3-like. Gene Ontology annotation, biological process: trichome morphogenesis; trichome differentiation; gibberellic acid mediated signaling pathway. Gene Ontology annotation, cellular component: nucleus. NCBI's taxonomy places the organism in Eukaryota, Viridiplantae, Streptophyta, Magnoliopsida, Myrtales, Myrtaceae. Gene Ontology annotation, molecular function: DNA-binding transcription factor activity; transcription cis-regulatory region binding. The record is from RefSeq and is a predicted model, not a curated record.
UCUCUCUGAAACACCAUCCGCACCUCUCUCUCUCUCUCUCUCUCUCUCGUCUGCAACCAGUUUCUUCUCGAACUCAGAUCUCUCUCUCUCUCUCCAUGGCGGAGCUGGAUCACCUCAAAGCCGAGCGGAAUCACUGCCCUGCGCGAUUCAAGCUCUUCGGCUUCAACUUCACCGAAGAAGAAGAACCCGAACCAGCUGAGCUAGACCCCACGUCCAACAAGACGAGCCCUUCCCCGUCCGACGAGUCCGCCGGAGUUUCCUCCUCGUCCGCCGACCGGAAGUUCGAGUGCCAGUACUGCUACAGGGAAUUCGCCAACUCCCAGGCCCUGGGCGGCCACCAGAACGCCCACAAGAAGGAGCGGCAACAGCUCAAGCGCGCCCAGCUGCAGGCCACGCGCCACUCCGCUGUCUACGCCCACAACCCCAUCGUCUCCGCCUUCGCCCCGCCGCCGCACCUCCUCGCCGGCGCUCCCCCGCCGUGGGUCUACGUGUCCAGGGCCGCCGCGCCGAUCCACAUCACGCACGGCUGCGUGUUCACCGGCCCCGGCGGAGGUGCCGGCGGCGGCGGGGGGCCCGCACGGGGGCCCGGCGGCGGAGUCUGGGGUGUCGGGCCGGGCGGUGUUGAUGGGCCUUCGUUGAAUAGGUUCUCGAGAGGGGAUGGUGGGGCCAGCUUCGAUGAAGCGUGGGGCUUGGACUUGCACCUGAGCCUCGCGCCAGCUGCGCCUUAGAGAUCGGCGGCUUGAGUUUUGAGUGGCUGGCUCGAAGGGGAGAGGAGGGCGUUCACGUUCAGUCACCGGCUCGGCGAAGUUCACAUCGCACGGCCGGUUCGGUUGGAUCCGGCUUAAUCUUGGACGCUCGGCCCGGUUCAGAGGGGUCACGGACGAAUUGUAUCACUUAAAUCUGUUUGCUCAUGGAUCCGUUUGUAUACGACGCCCCUGAAGAAAUUCUCUUCGUAAGAGCAGGGAUUCUCUAAAAAGGUCGUGGUGAACGUUUAGCCAUAUUGGAUUAUUUUUACCAAACGUUGCAUGAAUUUUCUUACUAGGACGACAUGCACAUCUAGAAGAAAUUGAUUAUGUGAUCGACAUUUUGUACAUGUUAUUCAUCGGCCAUAUUUACUUGAAGCUUUUAUCGCGCACUACCCA